CACAGUUCCCCGCGCGCAGACAAGAUGGAGGAACGCAGCAGCUACGGGAGAACAAUGUUUGGACUCUGAAGAUUAAAACAAACGUCCGUGGGGGGGAAAUACGCGUAGAGAGAGCAAACGGUGGACAUGCACUGGAUGAGUGAGGUGGCCUUGCAUUGAAGUGGACCCCAUCACCCCUUGUUACUGCAUUGACAUCGGUGUGAUAAAUCUCUGAGCCACCAUGAGCCUGAUCCAGGAUAAACUUGGCAACGAGUUUCUCCGCUCCAAUGGUGGCAUGGAGUCAAGUUUUGGUCCGAGCAUGCUCAUGUUCAGCCAUCUUCCCCCUGUUACCAGCUUCACCCGCCUGGCCAGUCAAACGGUUAUGGCUGACCUGCAGCCCCACGAGAUGAUCCUCAAGAAGGAGCGAGACUCGCCGGACUGUGGUGGAGGGCUUAAUGCUGGAGGCAUGGGUGGUGGAGGUUGCAUCGGGGGGAUGAUGGGAGGUGUGGGCGAUUAUGUUCAUGCCAUGGGCAUUAAACAGGAGAAGAUUUCUGAACACGAUUACAGAUUGCCCCUCUACCCGGGGGGUGGAGCCGGAGCUGGAGUACGAAGUGGAGGGGAGUUACUGGAGGUGUCGCUGGGCAACCAUCAGAACCUGGUGGUGCAUGACCUCAGCCUGGGAAACCUGGCAGGACGGCUGGUAAAAGAAUCCUCAGGGAAGAAAGGUCGAAGGUCAAAUGGUGAGGGACAAGAAAGCAAGACACGGAGGAAACGAGGAGAGUCGAAGUCUAUGAUGCUGGAUCCAGAUGGAGGUAGCUUUUCUCCAAACUCCAAACCGCACAUCUGUGAGCACUGCAAUGCAGCUUUCAGGAGCUCCUAUCAUUUACGCAGACACAUACUUAUACACACAGGUGAGAGGCCUUUCCGCUGUACUCAAUGUAACAUGAGCUUCAUUCAGAAAUACCUCUUACAGAGACACGAGAAGAUUCACAGUGGAGAGAAGCCAUUCAGCUGUGAUCAGUGCAACAUGCGUUUCAUUCAGAAGUAUCACAUGGAAAGACACAAAAGAACACAUAGUGGAGAAAAGCCAUACAAGUGUGAUACCUGCCAACAGUAUUUUUCCAGAACGGACCGGUUGCUGAAGCACAAGCGGACAUGUGGAGAUGCCAUAAAAAAGGGCUUGGACGGGGCGGAGGAUGAGUUGGGUGCAGCAGGUGAAGGAGACCAUGGCAGCUAUGGAAUCACUCAGGGAAACGUGGCCACACCUGGCCGCAAACGAGGCAAGUCAAAAAAUCCUGGAGAGGGGGGUGAGCGCAAACGUAAGAAGUCAGCCGUGGCUGUGGGGGCAUCACACAGUCAGGGGGUUGAGGGCUUUGCUCUUCAUGAUUUCAGCUCAGUUGGCAACCAUGGUGUAUCAACUACAUCAUCUUCUGCCCAGCAAAGCCCCAGCAUGCAUGUGGAACACAGCCGGGCUCCCAAGAUGGCCUUCAAGAAGGGGAACAAGAAGUCCUUAGAAAAGACUACUCACCCCAUGAAUCAAUCCAAGCCAGGGAGCCUGGAUUUGCCUGGGGGAGGAGGCUUGGACACCCUUGGGCUUCUUCCGGGGCCUGUGGCCAAAGUGGGCCCCAACAGCAGUAACUAUGAUGAUGCCAUGCAGUUUCUGAAGAAGAGGCGAUACCUCCAUGCAGCAAACAAUGGAGGUGCAGGCACUGGAGUGUCAGACUACGACGUAGGCAUCAGUCAUCUGCAGUCACAACCGACGGUCAUUCAGGGUGUCGUUUCUGGGGUUCUGGAUGGUGAUGCCGCACUGGGGCUUCUGGACUCCUCUCCUCUUGGAGAUAUCAAACAGGACAAAUCUGGAAUCCCAGAUGAGGUUCUGCAGAGCUUGUUGGACCACUACGCUCACAAGUCCGAUGUGACUUUCGACAUCACAGAUCCCCAUCAUGUGGAGCUCCAGUCACCCGCAACAGAUGUCACAGACCAGCUGGGACCCGAGGGCACCGGCUCAAGUCCCAACAGUGGAGACAAAGCUGUGAUCAUGAAUGAGUACUCGCGCUUUCUUUUACAGGCACUAGAGCGGACCAGUCACACCGCAAACUUCCCGUUGGGCCCGAUUCCCAUUUCUGCCGCCAAUAUCACUGGACCAUUUCCUGGACCUUGCCCAAUUCUCUCAGACAAACAUGUGUAUACUUCCUCACCUUUGGAGUACUCAUUCUCACAGCCUGUAUCCUCUUCACCCUCCCUCUCCUCUGUGCCAAAGUCUCACUUUGGUCUACUAGAGGGUUCAUCACCUCCACAGGGUUUCCACAUGAGCAGCUUGGAGCAGUCUGCACACACACAACAGCAGCUCACACCUUCCCAGGAGCUCACGGAACAGCUGGACAAACAGCACACCUCCCCGCCGCCACCUCAACAUACCCCCAACGCCAAUUCCUACCAGAUCACACCUCAGCCUCCUGACUUGGGCAGUCAGAAGGAUCCACAAGGGCCGAAAAACGGAGCCACAGCCACCACCGGAGGAUUCUCCCUGGCCACAUCGCAGGAUCUGGCAACCCUGGACCCAGCCAAGGCUCCUUAUCAGAUUGAAAACUUUGCCCAGGCUUUUGGGGUGCAGUUUAAAGGGGGACGAGUGCCCCUGCCAUUCAGCAGUGACUCGGGGGGAGAGGUUAAUCACAGUAUACAGACACCAGUCUCCGAAUUCUCAGGGUAUAGCAGUCUCUUGGCUGAUGCCAGUGACCCGGUCAGCACUGGCUCCAAAACCCCAACAAGCCAAAGCUACAGGUGAAUGGGCUUCUGUGCCUAGAUGCUCAGAUGGAGGUUCCCUGUUUUAGUUUUUUCACCAUGCUGUUUUAUUUUGUAUUAUUAUUAUUAUUAUUAUUAUUGUUAUUAUUAUUGAUGUUGUUAUUUAGUUCUCCUAUUUUAAUGAAAUUGUAAUGUUUUUAAGUAAAUCUUUUUUUUUUUUUUUUACUGCCAUUAUGUUCAUAUGAAAUCUCACCCCCCUUUUGGCCUGCAAUGCAUUUUCCAGAAUCAUGUUUCUUAUUUUUCUCAAAAGAGGAAACUCCUCAGUUUUAUCUUUAGUGGACUUUUAGGUCUGCUUUAAUUAGUAGAUGGGAAACAUUUUAAAGUGGGGAAAAAAAAAAAGAGUAUCAAUGGUCUUUUUUUUUUUUUUUUCUGUUUGCUUCUCUCCAAUAGUCAAAUUGACUCACAUUUUAGCUAUUGACUUCACAAGUGUGUAAAGAUAACUGUAAAAUAGCUAUGGCAGGGAGUGACCCAGAACUGAAAUUGUCUGUUACAAUGAUUAAAGUAUUACUCAGGAAAAUGUUUAGAUGGCAAAUCUGUCAGAAGAGUAGAAGGCAUUCAUUGAAGAGGCCGACAUUUUCAAUACAAAGAUGGUUUUGUUUUUCAGGAGAUAUUUUUUUAUUCUUCUGAAUGAGUGCAACCAUUAAAAGACAAAACUGCUGCCUGCUAAAUUACACUGAUACCACUUUCCACUUAGCUAUAUAGAGAUUACGGUUCUUUUGUCAAUGUGAAAUACUCACAUUCUCUUUCAUUAAGGGCCAUAUAUAUAUAUAUAUAUAUAUAUAUAUAUAUAUAUAUAUAUAUAUAUAAGAAUAUCUGUAUUUAAAAUAACAUGUAAUCUUUCUUGAGACUGGCAUGUGACUUGGAGGGGGAUAAAGAGGGACUGAGUUUGUGAAGGGAGGCCUGUUUUUUUUUGUCAACUCACCUCACCCUGUCCUUUUUUUUUUUAUCCUUGGAUUGCGACGCCAAGGGCUAUGCACUAGAGGGCAGUGCAUGCAAGCGUUUUAGUGCCUUUUGGCACAGGCCUGGUCAAGGGAUUGUUCUUUGCCUGUCUGGCUGAACCUCAUCCCUUUUUCCCUCUGUUCACUCCUCUCACUUCUUCCUCCAUCAGAAAAAAACCCAUCUAGCACUUUUUUGAUCCUGUUUAUUUUUCAUGGUGAAUAAAUCUACCCAGGCUGAUCACACAGAAUGUGAACUGUGUGUUAUUGGCAUGCUGUUUUCAAAAAGAGCAAUGUUUGUUCAGUGGGGAAGGGACACAGAUUAGGUGGGCAACUGAAAAGGGCCGGGAUUAAUUUUAGUAUGCGUAGUUUGUUGAACAGGCCAGUGGGAUGGUCUUUCUGAUGGCUUUAGUUUGAACGUGUUUGCUGAAAUGGAGGGUGGGCUUAAUUUCCUUGGGGUGGCAGUGUAGGGUAUCUUUUUAUAUUUUAUGCCCAGUUUCUCAUAAUGUAUGUAGGGCAGGUUACAGAGAGGGAAUUGGCUGGGAAUGGAAGGUUUUCCUUUGUUAUUUUCACCCCCAAUUUGGGAAAAUGUGAUGAAGUGUGUUGAAAUGCCCCUCAAAUGUAAUUACUGCAAUGAAGCCUGUCUUGCUCUCACAGAAAUUUACAUAGUAUUGGUCCUAAAAGUAAUGUCUGAACAGUCCAAAAAGUCAGCCAGCCAACUGAUUGCAGUGUGCAUGCAGAGCAAAGUAUUACCUUGAACUACAUUCUUUUAAGACAUUUUAUUUUGUACUGUGGAAGUAUUAUUGUAAUUUCUUUUUGAUCAAUCAAUAACUUUAAUUUAGCAUUGUCUUCCAUCAGCGCUGUUGGCCGCUGUCACACUGUCUUUGAAUUACUGCCACCUGUUGUUGUUCUUCAUAUGUUUUCAUUUGUACCCUUUACCUAUCGACCCUUCAAAGGAGAGAACCACAUGCUGGAUUGUUUGACCACAAUGAAGCAGUCUCAUAGGGAACAAAAACUGACCACUAGGACAAGAUCAGGAAGGUUGGGAAACUCCAUUCACAGUAGUAAUAAUAAUCACAUUUAUGAUGAAUCUGAUGACUUGACGAAAAACGAAAUCAUCACAACUGACGUCUUUUAUACCUCAUAUCAAUAAUGACUAGGAAGCAGGGAUAUAAGACAGUGAACUGUAUGUAGCAUAGCUGAUGUGGCUACCUAUUAAGAAAUGCCUCAAGUAUUCCCCCCACCAUUAAACUCAAUUUCUUCCCACCUCUGGGAUUUAAGUUUUUUCCCCUUCAAAGAUGGACUUCCAAAAAAACACAACUAAUUGAUUUUUGGAAUGCUGCCACUCAAUCCAUAAAGCACCACUGACAUGGAUAUUGAUGUCUGGGCCAUGCACAUAAUGCAUUUAUCAAAACAAAAAGGUUCUUGAAGGGGGUCAUUUUAAUGUUUCAAUAAAUAAAUGAAAUUCCAAAGAUCAGUUAUGACUGACUACACUUGUUCCAGUCUCAUUUAUUCACCCUCUUGUUGUUCCAAUCUCCUAUAACUUUCUUCCUUGGAAGGAAAUGUUAGGUCUCAGUCACCAUUCACUUGCAUAGUAUGCAAAAAAAAAAAAAAAAAAAUGAUGCUAUAUGAUAUGAGACUAACAUACUGCCUAACAUCUUUUUUUGGUCCUUGGUAGAAAAUAUCAUAAUUGGUUUGGAACAACACAAGGGUGAGUAAGGAAUGGCAGAAUUUUUCUUUUUGGGUUAACUAUCCCUUUAAGGGUAAUUUUUAUGAAAUAAGGUGUAAGCAGACAAUUGUUCUGCAUUUUACCAAUUCUCUGAAGUAAUGCUAAAUACUAGUUGAUGAUUGGAGAUCUGUUUUUAUUAUUAUUAUUAUUAUUAUUUGAUGUGGGGCACAUCUGGAAAAUGCUUUCUGGUUGAAGGUGUAAAGCCUAAUGAAGUGCAGUCCCCUCAGAAACACUGUUAAGUCUACAAUGAUAUCCUGUUUGGCUUGAAUAACGCCAGCCAUUAAUCUGUCAGUGGUUGUCACAAUAAGGUCCUCUCAAAUGCCAUUUUAUUUUUGCUUCUAGUUGUAUAUUUCUGAAAGUAUUUAUUUUGUUUACAUACAGUUAAUAACACUAAAAACUUUUCCUCCCCCCAUUUAUUUUGCAUGUAAAAUGUUGAUACUCUUUUCUUUUGCCCCCUUAUUUGUCACCAUGCCAAAUUUGUAGCUAAUGUUCUUUCUUUUUUCUCAUCUGUCUUAUUUUAUCGCAGAUUCUUGUGGUUUGAUUCACAGGGCUAUACCUGUCUGUUUUGACUUUAUUAUUGAUUAGGAAAAACAAUAAAAAUGUUGAUAUCAGUGUGUUGAAAAGAA
Messenger RNA from Myxocyprinus asiaticus (Chinese sucker), 6071 nucleotides. Its product is annotated as zinc finger protein 281-like. Gene Ontology annotation, molecular function: RNA polymerase II cis-regulatory region sequence-specific DNA binding; DNA-binding transcription factor activity, RNA polymerase II-specific. Gene Ontology annotation, biological process: regulation of transcription by RNA polymerase II. Gene Ontology annotation, cellular component: nucleus. The coding region runs from base 221 to 2764 and encodes 847 amino acids. NCBI's taxonomy places the organism in Eukaryota, Metazoa, Chordata, Actinopteri, Cypriniformes, Catostomidae. The transcript has 7 exons. The record is from RefSeq and is a predicted model, not a curated record.